GAGAGAGGCCGUAAAUGGCAUGCGCCGAGUUCGUCACGUGACUCUACGUUUUUAUCCCCUACGUCACGUGACAACACAGUUCAAACGAAUAUGUCAAGUUGAGACAUCUCUUUUCUGUGACAGGUCUGCCCGGAGGCAAUGGAUGGAUUUUCUGUGACGAUUACAGAGGCGGUGUGUCUUGGGACCAGCAUUGCCCUCUCAGGCAUCUGCUACUAUCUGUACAGGAAGAGCCGGGCGACAGUAGAUAAACUUGAUGAGAUCAACACUCUGCUAAUGUUUCUGAACCGUGCUUACAGAAGAGGCCAAUCUUCUAGACCAGCAGCUUAUCACAAAGAAGCUCCACACUUCAACAUAGAUAAGAAACUUAAAGACAUUCUGAAAGUAACUCCAGGAGCGUGUCUACAGUAUGCUGUCAUCGAAGGAGCUGUGAAACCAGUGGGCAAACCUCUGACGAGUCUCUUCCAAAAAGAGGCUGUCGGAGUGUUGCAGAGAUACAUGUUGAAAGAACAUAGGCUGGUGUGGAAUCGCCUAUCAAGCACUUGGACAGACAGUGAGCUAGUCUUGCACCAAAGGGUGAAUACAGUGCCCUUUGUGUUAGUGGGAGCAGAUGAGACUACGAUCAAAGUCCUGAGUCCUCUGCAGGCCUCCGGACUGAACAUGGAGAUCACUCACGAGAAGUUUCACCAGGUCAACUAUGGCUUGGGUGACAUCAUAGGACAAUACCUCAGUGGGGAGAAGCUUAAAGGGCAACUGGAGACCGAGGAAAUGCUCAAGGUGGGUACAACUCUCACAGGCAUAGGUGAGUUAAUACUGGACACGGAUGGCACCCUAAAUCUUCGACCCCCUUCUAAUAAUGCACAGUACUUCUUGAGCAUCACAGACUUUGACACCCUACGACAAGAGCAAGAGAACAUGAAUCUUUGGUGGAAGGCCCUGGCGAUUGCCUCUGCUCUGGCUGGGGCACUGGUCCUCCUCUGGCUCAGUCAACGCUUCUACCAGCACCUAAAAGUUCGGUGGGAGCGAGAAGAGAUGAGGAGGGAAUUUGAGAGACUGCGGGCCGAAGUACCAGCGGAGCCUGAAGAGAAUUACAUAGAAAACGCCUGUGUGAUUUGCCUCUCUCGGCCACGUGACUGCGUUCUGCUGGACUGUGGGCACGUGUGCUGCUGCCACAGCUGCUACACGGCUCUUCCACAACGCAGAUGCCCCAUUUGUAGACAGAACAUCAGCAGAGUGAUGCCGGUCUAUCAUGCUUGAGUCAUCUGCGUGACCAUGUGACCUCUGUGAAACAUGAACCACCGUAAUAACUAUCAGCUUUUCACCUCAAAGGUCUAAACUGCUGCUUUUACACCUAAAAAAAGGGGCAAAACUAACUCUUUGAAAAUCUCAUUACUGUCAAGAAUAAGAUUUUCUUUUACGAACAUACUGUAUCUGUUGAUAAACUGUGAAUCAUAAAGCUAUUGCAGAGUUUGAGUGUGGUACUUUUAUCUGAAAUUUGUUAGGAUAAUAAUAAUAUAGGAAAAUGAAAUAACUGGGAAAAGGGUGUAAGUUUAUGCAAUAGAAAUGUUUAUUUUCCUACAUGUUAGUUAUGUGCCUUAUUCUGCUAAUUUAUAUGGCCAAUGCUGUCUCAGAGUGAAUAUACUGUAUGUAUCUGAAUAACUUAACUCUGGUUGUGAGAAGAUUCAGCUUCAGUUACAGGAAGUUACUGAAACUACAACACGUCUAGUGCCAAGACAAAGCUUUAGUGCUAAUCAGUGCACUACUGGCAGGUGAGAGCUUGUAACGUGUUGGUUUGUUGAAACAAUUUCAGUAAAGCAACACUCUUUAAAAUCA
Lates calcarifer (barramundi perch) is the source of this 1830-nucleotide messenger RNA. RefSeq names its product mitochondrial E3 ubiquitin protein ligase 1a (gene mul2). The transcript is spliced from 7 exons. Gene Ontology annotation, molecular function: ubiquitin-protein transferase activity. The record is from RefSeq and is a predicted model, not a curated record. NCBI's taxonomy places the organism in Eukaryota, Metazoa, Chordata, Actinopteri, Centropomidae. Gene Ontology annotation, biological process: organelle organization; protein ubiquitination. The coding region runs from base 139 to 1254 and encodes 371 amino acids.